UCCUGCCGCGACGAGCCUAUUUCCCGUACUGCACCACGGCCUUCCUUUUUCUUUUCCGGUCCCAGGCGCUUCGGGUUCUGUAGGCCCAGGUGCAGACAUGGCCAAGUCCAAGAACCACACCACGCACAACCAGUCCCGAAAAUGGCACAGAAACGGCAUCAAGAAACCCCGAUCACAACGAUAUGAAUCUCUUAAGGGGGUAGACCCCAAGUUCCUGAGGAACAUGCGCUUUGCCAAGAAGCACAACAAGAAGGGCCUGAAGAAGAUGCAGGCCAACAAUGCAAAGGCCAUAAGUGCACGUGCUGAGGCUGUCAAGGCACUCGUAAAGCCCAAGGAGGUCAAGCCCAAGAUCCCAGCGAAAGGCAGCCACAAGCUCAGUCGACUGGCCUACAUUGCUCACCCCAAGCUCGGGAAACGUGCUCGUGCCCGCAUUGCCAAGGGUCUCAGGCUCUGCCGGCCAAAGUCCCAGGCCAAGGCUCAAACCAAGGCCAAGGCUGCAGGUGCCGCUGCAGCUCCAGCUGCAGCUCAGGCUCCCAAGGGUGCCCAGGCCCCCACAAAGGCUCCGGAGUAGAGACCUUUAUCUGCCAAUGUGAGGACGGAAGGACUGGUGUAACCCCUGGGCUGCUGUCUACAUGGGGCUGGUGUCCUCCUGUGCUAUUUGUACAAAUAAACCUGACGCAGGAUCUGUCA
Molecule: messenger RNA, 690 nt
Organism: Hippopotamus amphibius kiboko
Lineage: Eukaryota; Metazoa; Chordata; Mammalia; Artiodactyla; Hippopotamidae
Gene: RPL29
Product: ribosomal protein L29
Exons: 4
Coding region: 98-571 (157 amino acids)
Biological process (GO): cytoplasmic translation
Cellular component (GO): ribosome; cytosolic large ribosomal subunit
Molecular function (GO): structural constituent of ribosome
Source: RefSeq, a predicted model, not a curated record